CAGUAAGUAAUAGAAAUAUAUGUCAUGGUACUUCUGGGCCCAUGCGCAUAGGUUGGACUCUGGGGUUCACAGCCUUUCAAGAUGUUGCCAAAUCAUCCAUCUCUAACUUGUCCUGGGUUGUUUCUACUCCAACAGCCAUUAUCCCUGCCUGUUGGCUAGACUGACUGGGAUUGAUGGUUUAUACAGUCCAAAGCAUCUGGAGGGUACUGCUUUGAGGAAGGCUGCUAGACCACUGUUCCAUGUGUUCUUGUCAUGAGAAAUACAUUCCUUUCUCUUGUUCAGUUCAGUGAUUGGUAUUACUGAGCUCUACUUAGAUACUAAAUAGGCAAAAUUAUAUUUCUUAAGGGAGCAGAUCAUGUCAGCAUAGAAUGUGGAGGAUUUUGAGUUUACACAGAACACUUAAACAUGAAGUAUGGAUAAACUUUCCCUGGAGGAAAGACUCCCUGGAGAAGAGCCUAAUGCUGGGAACAACAGAUGGCAAAAGAAGAAGGGGACGGCAGAGAAUGACAUGGCUAGAUGGAGUCACUGAAGCAGUUGGCGUGAGCUUGAGUGGACUCUGGUGGAUAGUGGAAGACACUUCGACUAACAACAACAUGGAUAAACAUCUGCUGCAUAGAAAGCAAAAUUCCUUGCAAAUGCAUGAUCAAGGAAACAAGCUUCUUGAAUGUGAAAUAGAGUGAUCAGCAGUAGGAUGCAUAUUGUUCCAUAAUGCAACUUUCCAAUUGUUCGAUGCUUUUGUUCUUUUGAUUAUCCAGGUUCUAGCCCCACACAGCCUUGAAAUGCACUUGGCGACUUUGGGCCAGUCACUCACUCGCAGCCUAAUCUGCCCACAGGGUUGUUGUUGUGAAGAUAAAAUGGAGCUAUGUAAAGUACCUUGAUUUCCUCACAAGUGGGAAAAAGGACUCUGCUAUGGCAAGUAAGAUUUCUGUGGCCUUCCUCCUUUUACUUUCCGUAUACUUGCUUUGUGAAGCUCGCAACCAUGGCACCACUACUUUUCAAACUGCAGAGAAACUUAUUCUGGAGAAGGCAGCUGGUAUCAAUGUUGAUCUGGCCACAGAUAUGCAGAGGCAUCACCUUCAGGAACUCUUCUCUCGAUAUGGAGAGAACAAUAUAUUGACUAUUGAAGGGUUUAGAAAACUGCUACGGAAUAUGGGCAUUGAAAAGGUGAAAAGAAUGUCCCUAGAUCACGAGCACCAUCACCACCAUCAUAAUCAUGUCACCUUCAGUACAAACUUUGAGAAAACAGGUUGCCUGAGUGAUGAAUCUGCAGGUGGAAACACAGAUCAUCCGAAUAAUCAGGAUUUGCCAAAAAUAGAGAGUGCUGACCACCAGCAGGUUCCUGUGAAUAGCAACAGCACCACUGUUGCUAUAACUGCAGCCACCUUCACCAUGGUCACAGAGGAUAACCUGCUACAGCAUCCAGAGACUGCAGAACUGAGGUCUACACAUGAGGGUUUUGCCAGUCCCAAUCCCAGCAAUGCCCUUGACGGCAGCAAUGGAAGUUUGUCAGCAAAUGGAAAAGCAAACGAAUCCUUCAUUUUCAUGAGAAAACCUGAAAGAGGAAGUUACAUGUAUUCUAAAAUAAGAAAACAAGUUACAGAAGAGUGCUUCAAUGCAUCAAAACUCAUGGUUUCUCAUGGAAUAAAUACACAAGUUCAGUUGACGGCCACAGAAUUCAACUAUCUUUGUCCAGCGAUCGUUAACCAGAUUGAUGGAAGAUUCUGUAUAUUUCAUGCAACAGGUGAAAAGGCAGAAACUCCUCCAAAAACGUAUUCAUUGCAAGUAGCUUGGAUUGGUGGAUUUAUAUCCAUUUCCAUCAUCAGUUUUCUUUCCUUACUGGGUGUAAUACUGGUGCCUCUUAUGAAUCGUGUAUUUUUCAAGUUCCUUUUAAGUUUCCUUGUCGCAUUAGCAGUUGGUACCCUAAGUGGAGAUGCUCUUUUACAUCUCCUUCCUCAUUCCCAUGGAAAUCACCAUCACCAUCAUGAGAAACUCCUAGUGGAGCACAAUAAAGAUCCCCCUUUUAAGCAUCUUGUUUUUCAAAGUUCAGAAGAAAGUGCUUAUUUGGAUUCCACCUGGAAGGGCCUCACAGCCCUCGGAGGGCUAUAUUUUAUGUUUCUUGUUGAGCACUUGAUCACCUUAAUUAAACAGUUUAAAGACAAGAAAAAAAAGAAAAAAAAUGAAGAUGAAGAAGCAGAAAUCAAGAAGCAGCUGUCUAAAUAUGACUCUCAACUUUCAACUAAUGAAGAAAAAAUAGAUGCAGAUGAUCGACCUGAAGCUUACUUGGGAGCACAUUCGCAAGAUCCAUCCAAUUUCAUCUCGCAGAAGCCAGUAGUACAAGAAGAAGAAGAAGUUAUGAUAGCUCACUCCCACCAAGAGACUGCUGACCACGAAUAUGCAUCCAGGGGGUGCAGAAAUAAAUGCCAUUCGCAUUUACAUGACACCCUUGGGCAGUCAGAUCAUCUCAGUCAUCAUCACCAUGACUACCAUCAUAUUUUGCAUCACCACCACCAUCAGAACCAUCACCCACAUAGCCACAGCCAGCGCUAUUCACGAGAAGAACUGAAGGAUGCUGGGAUAGCCACUCUAGCCUGGAUGGUGAUUAUGGGUGACGGACUACACAACUUCAGUGAUGGUCUGGCAAUCGGAGCGGCUUUUACUGAAGGUUUAUCCAGUGGUUUAAGUACUUCGGUUGCAGUCUUUUGCCAUGAGUUACCACACGAACUAGGAGAUUUUGCUGUACUUCUCAAAGCUGGCAUGACUGUCAGACAAGCUGUUCUUUAUAAUGCCCUGUCUGCUAUGUUGGCUUACCUUGGAAUGGCUACUGGCAUACUCAUCGGUCACUAUGCUGACAAUGUUUCCAUGUGGAUCUUUGCACUCACUGCUGGGCUGUUCAUGUAUGUGGCCCUUGUUGACAUGGUGCCGGAAAUGCUCCACAAUGAUGCUAGUGAUCACGGAUGUAGCCGCUGGGGGUAUUUUCUCUUACAGAACGCUGGAAUUCUGUUAGGUUUUGGUAUUAUGUUACUUAUCUCUGUGUUUGAACAUAAAAUUGUGUUCAGCAUAAACUUGUAGGGUUAGAUUCAGACUUCCUCAGUGGGGUUCCACCUGUGAUAGAGGAAUUGAGGGAAGUAAUUUCGGCUCCUCCUUUCCACUGCAGCACUCUGAAAUUUUGCUCCAGAGGGUUGGUGACCUGACAGAAGACCAUGAGGGGUGCAGUGAAGGGCUGUAAGGGAAAUGAGCAACUAUUGUUCUCCCAUCCUCCAAAGGGGAACUUGCGCUGGAUAUCAGCCCCUUCCUCAAACGGAAGGAGCCCUUCCUUCCAUGGAAAUGACAUUCUCUUCCAUGAUACUUCGUUUACUUUCCUCUUACCAACAUUACAUUGCAAAUGCACUUGUAGGCACUUCUCCCUGCCCCCUUAAUUCCUACUCAUGAGACAUUUAGAUUAGGCAUUUUUUAGUUGUGUGAGCCGCUUGCAUACGUAUCAGAGUACUGUAUAUAGCACUAUGGAGAAACUGGUUUAUUAGAUGAUCUUUUAUCAACCAUAGUGGAAGCUAAAACUAUAAGGGAAGUAGUUUUAACUGAUACUUUUUGAAGAAGUUAUUUAAUACUGUGAACAGAUCUACAUCAUGCAGUGUCAGUUUUGUCUGUGUUAAACUGGUACGAUCAUUUGAACUGGGGUUGCAUUUAAUGUAUCUGGUGUAGAAAAACCUAAAGAUGUAAUUUUCACUCUUUCAUAGAAAAAAACUAUUCUGUGCACUUCUAAAUGGUUGUGCUAAUAUAAACAGCGAGAUGCUUUGAUAGUUGGAUUGUCAUAAAAAUGACGGGUUCUUUGGUCAAUCUUUGUGUUUACAGAAUAAUUAAAUGUUCUGAAGUAAAAACUUCUGUUGCCUCAAAAAUCUAACUCUACAUAAAGCUCUGCAUUGAACCAGUA
This is a messenger RNA of Varanus komodoensis (Komodo dragon), 3928 nucleotides long. It is a transcript of the gene SLC39A6, whose product is annotated as solute carrier family 39 member 6. The transcript is spliced from 10 exons. The record is from RefSeq and is a predicted model, not a curated record. Bases 910 to 3069 code for a protein of 719 amino acids. Gene Ontology annotation, molecular function: zinc ion transmembrane transporter activity. Gene Ontology annotation, biological process: zinc ion import across plasma membrane; intracellular zinc ion homeostasis. Gene Ontology annotation, cellular component: membrane. NCBI's taxonomy places the organism in Eukaryota, Metazoa, Chordata, Lepidosauria, Squamata, Varanidae.